AUGAAGAAUAUAAAUUGGGCAAGUCCGUUAUUUACUGUAAUUCAGGAGAAUACGAUAAUCACAAGUUCAUAUCACCAAUAUCCUCAGAAAAAGUCCAUUCUAAAACCUCCAAGAACAGAACCUUUCCCAUUUGUAGAAGAAAUAAUAGAACCAUCAUCUGAAAAUAAGAAAUCUUCAACAUCACCACCUUCAUUGCAUUUGAAACAUAAACCAAAUAAAGCAUGGAUCAUUAUCUUAGACUUGUUGAAGUUUUUAUUCGCCAAUAAAGUAGCUACAUAUAUCACCAAUCUUAUUGUCACUUUUAUAGGAUUAACCGCAAUUGGAAUGCUACGACUAAUUGUCAAUAGUGGUAAAGUAUUGUUGGAAAUUAAUUAUUCCCUGAUAAUUGAAUUUUUCCUGUUAUUAAACCCAACUUGUGAUCAUUCAGCAAUUACUACCGGUGUUACAAAUAGUUUUUCAAAAAGAAGACGAUUAACAGAUUAG
Molecule: messenger RNA, 483 nt
Organism: Candida tropicalis MYA-3404
Lineage: Eukaryota; Fungi; Ascomycota; Pichiomycetes; Serinales; Debaryomycetaceae
Exons: 1
Coding region: 1-483 (160 amino acids)
Source: RefSeq, a predicted model, not a curated record